Molecule: messenger RNA, 1455 nt
Organism: Talaromyces amestolkiae
Lineage: Eukaryota; Fungi; Ascomycota; Eurotiomycetes; Eurotiales; Trichocomaceae
Exons: 4
Coding region: 1-1455 (484 amino acids)
Cellular component (GO): cytoplasm
Source: RefSeq, a predicted model, not a curated record
AUGUCGCUCGCUCCGCUCUCCGUGCCUGAGCACAAGCCCGCGCAGCUCAGUAUUAAUCUGGGCUCCAACAACCCUUUUCGCAACCGUGCCGUUUCUCCUUCCAGCACCUCUCCCAUAUCGCCAAGCCCGCGACCUGAACGACCUCGCUCGACAAAUCCUUUCCUGGAUAAUACUGAUAUGAUGUCGCCUCAAUCUGCCCCAGCUGGGGCUAUUCUGUCACCUUCGAGUGAGAAGCAAACUUUCACGGGCAAUACUGCUGAGCUAUUUGAAAACCUCUCGCUUAAACCUAGCUCAAAGGAGCGUCGACCUGCACCCCCUCCGCCAGAUAAGCCAUCUUCAUCCCGACCCGCCGCUGCUCGGCCGCCUACCUCUCGGCCGCGACAAGAGACUCGAGAUCGCGAGAGAAAUCGAGAUCAGUCGAACAAGAAGCGCGAAGAAGAUCCAUUCGAUAUCUUUGCCGACCCCCCGAAGAAAGAAUCUUCUCGUCCCUCACGACCUCGUGAAGGACGUACUCGCCCUCGUCGAAACUCUGAAUCUUCAAUCAUGGAAAGACCGAAGGCCAUGGAUCCAGAGGAUGAAAGACGUCGACGCGAGAGACGACACCGUGAACGUGAGCGCGAACGUGACGGAAAGCCUCGCUCUAAGCGCGCACCCGGUUAUCGACUGGAUGUAAUUGACAAGCUGGAUGUCACCUCAAUCUUUGGCACAGGAUUGUUUCACCACGAUGGUCCUUUUGACGCAUGCAAUCCUAAUCGCAACCGCAAGGGCUCUAAACAAGCACCGAUGCAAGCGUUCCCUAAAGAUUCGAAGAACAUGGCUCUUGGUGGCGCUGGUCCGAAUAAUUCACGCCUGAAUCUGGAACUCAUUCAUGGCCACACCGCCGAAGGAUAUUUGGAUUAUUCUGCUACUGGCGUUAAGAAAGAGGAAGCCUUUGAUUCAGCUCGUGCCGAAGUUAUUCAUGGUACUGAGAGCAUGGGUCUUGGUACAAGUACUUUCUUAGAGGGCACGCCUGCUAGUCGUGCAGCGAUUCAACGGCGCCAAAGCGAAAGCGAUCAACAACCACCGGCCGGCGGUCUUCAGCGCACCAAGAGCUUGGCACAGAAAUUCAAGGGUAUCAAUCGAACGGGCACCGUCAGGGUCACAUCUCCAGAUAGCACCCAGAGAAGCCCAGCUAGCGCCGGCCCUACUAGUGGCUCCAGCCGAACCCAAGAGAGAAAUCCAUUCUUCCAAGACUAUGAUGAGGCUUACGAUGCAAAGACAGGCAAAAUCGACGAAGCCAGAAUUGGUGGACGGAAUCGAGCAUCUAGCAGCCCGAGAAGGGCAGCUGGCCUGGAGAGAAAAACCACGAACGGAUCGAUCGGUGCAGAAGAGAACAGACAGAACGGCGGUGGUUUCAUGAAUAGGAUGAAGAGUUUGAGACGACCACGACCGGAAAGACGAGUCCCUUCUGAAUAA